This is a messenger RNA of Poecilia latipinna (sailfin molly), 3251 nucleotides long. RefSeq names its product cold shock domain containing C2, RNA binding b (gene csdc2b). Gene Ontology annotation, biological process: regulation of mRNA stability. Lineage: Eukaryota; Metazoa; Chordata; Actinopteri; Cyprinodontiformes; Poeciliidae. The coding region runs from base 1061 to 1528 and encodes 155 amino acids. The record is from RefSeq and is a predicted model, not a curated record. The transcript is spliced from 4 exons. Gene Ontology annotation, cellular component: cytoplasm. Gene Ontology annotation, molecular function: mRNA 3'-UTR binding.
UCCCAUGAAUUUGGCCCACAGGCCUUUAGGUAGACACCCAAAAUCGGCAGCUUCAGGACUGAUGGAAAGUUGCUGCCAGACGCUUUCUGACAGAUUUUUAGGUAAAAUGAGACACAAAUUGAGCUGUUUGAACAAGAAGUAUGUCUACAGGAGUUAUGGUGGGGCUUUCAAAGCUCAGAAUUAAACAGCAUGGUGGUGGCUGCAUCAUACUGAGUCUUUCCCUGGUGCUUCUGCGUUGGUUUAAAUCCAGCUGCUGGGCGUUUCAGUCAUCACACAUCCAGAGAUUAGUCACCACCUGCAUUUAAAAUCAGCAGUAAAGGGAAGUGAAGGACACAGACAUGACCACAGUUCACUAGUAACCCACUUGUGUUUGUGAAAUAUAAAAAAAGAAGACAGAAAGCAGAACAAGAAGUUUCCCGGCAUCGCCUGUCAAUGCUGCUCCAGCUGGGAAAGUUGAUCAAAAUCCCCGAUUUGCUCCCUCUCGUUUUCUGAGGAAACAUGUCAGGUUGUUGUCAACCGUCCCCGCACUUUCCCUGCGAAAUCCAGCAGGAAUGCGUGACCUCAUCGCUCAUGCAGCAGCUGGCUGACUGCAGACUGGUGUGACAGCCUGCUCCAGACUGCUGCAAAGAUUCCCCAGCAACACCAGGGCCUGGCUGCUCCCUCUGCGGAUGCAGGUCAGGCGGGGAGGAGGAGGAGCAGGAGGAGGAAGGUAGAUGACCAAAGUCACUUUCACGCACAAGUCGCAUCACGCCAUCGGAAUCUCCUGCAGCUGCGCAGACCCUCCGCAGUCAACUCCAGCGCCACGCCAGGGUUUUCCGGACGAUCUGCACGGAUUUGCGCGACUUAUUUAUUUAAUUUGCUCCUUAUAUAAUCCGCAUCGAGUCAAAACAUAGAGAGAGAGAAGCGAUCGGAUCCUGUUCGGGCACCCAUGCCUAAGUCUUGUUGACGGAGCUCAAUCGGCGGCGCUGACCCACGGCAAGGUGGGCGUCUCACUCACAGAGGACAGACCAGGGUGACCACAUCGUCUUCCUCAGCCCUUCAUCCCUUCAUCUAGUCUGACAUGGCAGACCCCAGCAUCACGUCUCCCUCCGGAACGCCCCUGCGCUCCCCCAACGCCCCGCUCACUCUCUCCUUCCCGUUCCCGCGGGAGGGGAACAGGGUGUGGCAUGAAGGGAGGGAGCCCCCGCUUCCCCGCGACCUGCCCAGCCCGCUGCCGACCAAACGAAACCGCACCUACUCAGCUACGGUCCGCGCUCACUCGGGUCCAGUUUUCAAGGGCACAUGCAAGAACUUCUCCAGAUCACAAGGCCACGGCUUCAUCCAGCCGUCGCAUGGCGGAGAAGACAUCUUUGUUCACAUCUCAGACAUCGAGGGCGAGUACGUCCCCGUCGAGGGAGACGAGGUCACGUACAAGGUGUGCCGAGUUCCCCCUAAGAACAUUAAGGUGCAGGCGGUGGAGGUGAAGAUCAUCCACCUCAACCCGGGGACGAAACACGAGACCUGGUCCGGACAGAUCAUCAGCUCGUAGUCGCCGAGAUCCGCUGCCGGAGGACGGCAACCCUCCGGCUCGUGUCAGCGGGGACGGUGGCGGUGCUCCUGGACUUUUUGCUUCGUUUAAAAAAAAAAACAAAAAAAAACAGCAACCUCUUUUAGAAAUAUAUGUUCCUCUACUCUGUCUGUCAGAGCUGAUAAUGAAAUCGUUACUGUUGCAGGCAAGUGAUAGAUUCUGUUCAAGCUGUUCCAACAAAUCCUCUUUGUGUUAUUUAUGUUCAAAUUGAAGUGGGGACCAUAAAUUAACCACACUUACAAGUGCGAGGAGUUUUUUUGUUUGUUUUUGGGUUAGUUUGUUCACAGUUAGUUUAAAAAAAAAUAGAAAAAGAAAUACUGGGAACAUUAAUCAUGUCCAUGGUGCAGACUGCAGUGUGUGUGCAUGUGUGUGUGUGUGUGUGUGAGGAGACGAUGUGUUUUCAGUUUUACUUCCCCUCUUUGCAGCUGUUUCUCUGCUGCAUCAAAGUUUCCAGAGUCACAUGUUUGCUGCAGGGGUUUGUCGUGGGAUUUAUCCCACCCAGUCUGCACUGUUGCUACGUCAGAUGUACAAAUUUAAAAUGGAUAUAUUAAACUCAGAGAACAGCUGAUGCAAAAGGAAGCGAUGGCAACAUUCAGGAAUAAGAAUGGUUAGUCCUGGAGUACCAGGGAAGCUGUGAGGCUUUUUACAUCUCCUCCCAUGAUGAGAUGUCUCAUAUCUCCUUCCUGGUUUCACAUCAUCAUUAUAAAAAACCCCCAACAAAAUAUCAUGUGACAGAUGCAGGAAGGGUCAUUUGACCUUGAGCAGACAAACUACUGGCUUUUUAUAAACAGUUAAAGAAACAUUUCCAAGUCAGUGGUGGUUCCUUUAUAUACAUAUGAAUCUGAAAUUAGGUUAAGGACAGUAAAGGAAACAAGAUGUUAAGAGAAAAGACAUUUUUAGCUAUAUUUUUGAGAAGGAAAAAAGGACUUUUUCAAAAUAAAGUAAAAGUUUAAAAAUUCUCAAGUAAUCCCAGAUCAGUGAUGACUUAUCCAGGUUGAGCUAAAUAUUUUAGAUUUUGAACAAGCUGUCAAAAGAUGUUGUAAUUGUCCUUUAGUUUAGUGCAGAAUAGGUCAUUGUAAUGUUUUUCUUUUACAUUUCACAAUGCAAAUGGGACAACCAAGUAAGCAACAGAAAACUAUUUAGCAGCAGAAAUGUCAACGAUAUUUUUAUUAAUUUAUUUGUUUUUGAGUACCUGGGCUGCCCCCUGAUGGAGUGGCGGCAAGGGCAGAGAGCCAUAUUGUCCAUAUAAAAAGCCGCCACUAGUUCAAAUAAAAACUGCACACAUUCCCAUAAAAGCAGAUCUACUUCAUUGUUCUCUCUGCGUGGAUAUUUGUGUAUGAAUUAAUAUAUUUUGUCGUCAGAUUAUGACACGCUUUGCAUUUUGCUGAGUAUGAAAGCUACUCGACCUGCCAGUUUGCAUCAGAUAUAUCAUCACAGCUGUGGGUUUUACUGCCAGUGAGUGAAAAUCGUGUGCUUGGGGAAACGUGGUGGCCUGCCUCACCGUGUCAUGUGUUAAAGGAUCUCAGCAUAUCGUAGCUACCCAGGUUAAAUGGGACACUGCACCUCAUUUUCUACUACUGCAAGUUUCCCGCCGUCACGUGUGUCCGUGUCUUUGCCUGAAAAGGUGCUUUUAUCACUUCAACUGAGCCUUGAAAAAACAUUAAAGUGUGAUUUAUGAUUUGAA